Brassica rapa (field mustard) is the source of this 4269-nucleotide messenger RNA. RefSeq names its product DNA-directed RNA polymerase 3, chloroplastic. Gene Ontology annotation, molecular function: DNA binding; DNA-directed RNA polymerase activity. Gene Ontology annotation, biological process: mitochondrial transcription. NCBI's taxonomy places the organism in Eukaryota, Viridiplantae, Streptophyta, Magnoliopsida, Brassicales, Brassicaceae. Gene Ontology annotation, cellular component: mitochondrial DNA-directed RNA polymerase complex. The record is from RefSeq and is a predicted model, not a curated record.
GUUUGUUUUUUACAUUUUUCGGCUAAAAGACGGCUCUUAUAUCUCUUAUUUAAAAGACGGUUCUUAGCUUUUCUUAAAUAAAAUGUAAGAAAAGAUAAGAACCAUCUCUUAACCGAAGCUUAAGAGAUUGAAGUUAAUCAUGGUCUUAUAGAUUACAUCUUGCUAUGACAUCUCUAAAGAAGAAAGAAAUAGACGGAUAAACAACAUGAGUUUUGAUUAAAGUUAAGUUUAUGUUUGGUUAAACUGAUAAACAAAACUUUGGUUAACAAUAAACCAAUUAAAACUAUAGUUUGUAGAUAAGUAAGUUUCGAACUAUGGUAUAAAUUUGUAACUUUUAAAUUAGGCAUUUUUAAUAAUUUUUAAUUCAAAGAAAUUUAGUAAAAAGUUAAAGCAUGAGUAAUGGUGUGCUCUCACACAAACUCUCUUGAUAAAAAUAAAUACAAUUAUCCAGAAAUCAAGAGAAAGAAUGUAGAAGUGCUCUAUGCCAAGAACAUGUUCUAACAAAUACUCUAGAUAUAUCAUCAAUUAAACAUCAUUAUUUAAGAGCAUGCUUAACAGCAAAACAUAUAUAUACUAUUUGAUAGUUUUUUUCUUUUGAUCAAAAACUAUUUGAUAGUGUCGUAGGAAAAUAUAUAUAACCUGUGAUAUUUAAAGAAUUUGUUCAUGUUGUUUUUAUUAUUUUUAAAAAGAGAGAUAUUUCAUUAAAAAACAAAAUAUAAAAACAAAAGAAACAAAAGAGUGGAGGUUUUAGAGAGGUUUGUUGGAUUGUUUCUCACAAAAAUUUCUCUCCUUCUUCAAAUGUUCACUAGACCUUAUCUUCUACCUCCACUUUCCUUCCAUGGCUCCUUCCUCUGCGGCGGCUUCUCCUUCUCUCUCCUUAAACCAAACCUCUCACUUCCAUCACCAAACUUCCCCAAUCACCUGGCUUAAACCUCCUCCCUCCUCCGGCCUCUUCCGCCGCAAAACCCUUCCAAUCUCAGCAGCUUCCUCCUCCUCUUCCACCUCUCUCUCAAUCACCGACAAACCCACCUCCCACUUCCACGGAAACCUCAUCGACACCUUCGAGACUCACCACCCCACCACUAAAGGAGCCACCUUUAUCGAAGAGCCCCUCGAAAGGAACGAACUUUCCUCAAGGAGGAGGCUCUUCACGCAAGACCCACCAUGGAUCUCCGCGCUCUUCCUCAAGGGUCUGACCAGAACCGUCGACCAGACUCUGAAACUCGAGAAAAAGGACAUCGACAAGAGAAAGUUCGAUUCUUUGAGGAGGAGGCAAGUGAAGGAAGAGACUGAGGCCUGGGAGAGGAUGGUCGAUGAGUACAGAGAGUUGGAGAAGGAGAUGUGCGAGAAGAGUCUCGCUCCCAAUCUACCUUACGUGAAACACAUGUUCCUGGGUUGGUUCCAGCCGUUGAGAGAUGUGAUCGAGAGGGAGCAGAGGCUGCAGAAGAGCAAGAGCAAGAAGGUCAGAGCGGCUUACGCUCCCCACAUUGAGCUUUUGCCUGCUGAUAAAAUGGCUGUUAUUGUGAUGCAUAAGAUGAUGGGUUUGGUUAUGUCUGGACAUGAGGAUGGGUGUAUCCAAGUUGUUCAAGCUGCUGUUAGUAUCGGCAUAGCGAUAGAGCAUGAGGUGGGGAUUCAUAACUUCUUGAAGAGGACUCGGAAGAACAAUGCAGGGGACUCACAAGAGGAGGUGAAGGAUAAGCAGUUGCUUAGGAAACGUGUCAAUAGUUUGAUUCGUAGGAAGAGGAUUAUUGAUGCAUUAAAAGUGGUGAAAAGUGAAGGUAUCAAACCUUGGGGGAGAGCUACACAAGCUAAGCUUGGAAGCCGUCUGCUAGAACUAUUAAUGGAAACUGCUUAUGUGCAACCUCCUCUGACCCAGUCAGGAGACUCUAUACCCGAGGUUCGACCUGCGUUCAGACACAAGUUUAAAACUGUGACCAAGUAUCCAGGGUCAAAGAUGGUGAGGAGAUACGGAGUUAUUGAAUGUGACUCGCUCCUGCUUGCAGGGCUGGAUAAAUCUGCUAAGCAUAUGUUAAUUCCCUAUGUUCCGAUGUUAGUACCACCAAAGAGAUGGAAAGGGUAUGCUUUGAUUCCUUCUUCUUUGGGUCUAGAUUUUAUACCCUUACUUAUGAAUCAUUGCCUGUUAUUUUUCUUCAGAUAUGACAAGGGUGGUUACUUAUUUUUACCUUCCUAUAUCAUGCGUACUCAUGGAUCCAAGAAACAGCAAGAUGCGCUUAAAGAUAUUAGUUCCAAGACUGCUCAUAGAGUAUUUGAGGCGUUGGAUACACUUGGGAACACCAAGUGGAGGGUCAAUAGGAAAAUACUUGAUGUGGUGGAAAAGCUAUGGGCCGAUGGAGGCAACAUUGCAGGCUUAGUUAAUCGAGAAGACGUUCCCAUACCAGAGAAACCUUUGUCUGAGGAUCCAGAAGAAAUCCAAACGUGGAAAUGGAGUGUUAGAAAGGCGAAAAAGAUUAACAGAGAGAGGCAUUCUCUAAGAUGUGAUGUUGAGCUCAAGCUUUCUGUGGCUAGAAAAAUGAAAGACGAGGAAGGAUUCUACUACCCUCACAAUCUUGACUUCAGGGGUCGUGCAUACCCGAUGCAUCCUCAUCUGAAUCAUCUGAGCUCUGAUCUUUGCCGUGGAACCCUGGAGUUUGCUGAAGGACGUCCACUUGGAAAGUCAGGCUUGUAUUGGCUCAAAAUACAUUUAGCGAACCUCUACGCAGGUGGUGUCGAAAAGCUUUCGCACGAUGGGCGUCUUGCUUUUGUGGAAAACCAUUUGGAUGAUAUAAUAGAUUCUGCUGAAAAUGCUGUUCAUGGGAAAAGAUGGUGGUUGAAGGCUGAGGAUCCUUUUCAGUGUUUGGCUGCAUGUGUUAUUCUGGCACAAGCCUUGAAAAGCCCUUCACCUCAUUCUGUAAUCUCCAACUUGCCUAUUCAUCAGGAUGGGUCUUGCAAUGGUCUACAGCAUUAUGCAGCUUUAGGAAGAGAUAGUUUUGAAGCUGCAGCAGUUAAUCUAGUUGCUGGUGAUAAACCAGCUGAUGUCUAUUCUGAAAUUUCAUUGAGGGUCCAUGAAAUAAUGAAGAAGGACAGCAGUAAGGAUCCUGAGUCAAACCCAACCGCCGCAUUGGCAAAGAUUCUUAUCAAUCAAGUGGACAGGAAGCUGGUAAAGCAGACGGUAAUGACGUCAGUAUAUGGUGUUACCUAUGUUGGAGCGCGUGAACAGAUAAAAAGAAGAUUAGAAGAGAAAGGUGUUAUCACUGACGAGAGAAUGUUAUUCGCUGCUGCUUGCUAUUCUGCAAAAGUGACACUAGCAGCCCUUGGAGAGAUAUUUGAAGCGGCACGUGCCAUUAUGAGUUGGCUUGGUGAUUGUGCUAAGAUAAUAGCUUCAGAUAAUCAUCCAGUACGAUGGACCACGCCUCUUGGACUUCCUGUUGUGCAACCUUAUUGCAGAAGUGAAAGACAUCUGAUAAGAACAUCUCUUCAGGUUUUGGCUCUGCAGCGAGAGGGUAACACGGUGGAUGUUAGGAAACAAAGAACAGCGUUUCCUCCAAACUUUGUGCACUCGCUGGACGGCACUCACAUGAUGAUGACUGCUGUUGCAUGUCGAGAGGCUGGCCUAAACUUUGCAGGUGUGCAUGACUCCUACUGGACGCAUGCAUGUGAUGUUGACACAAUGAACAGAAUACUUAGAGAAAAAUUCGUUGAGCUUUACAGCUCACCAAUCCUUGAAGAUUUACUGCAAAGUUUCCAAGAGUCAUACCCGACUCUUGUGUUUCCUCCAGUACCAAAGAGAGGGGACUUCGAUUUAAAGGAAGUACUCAAAUCACAAUACUUUUUCAACUGAGUCCUGCACGUCUGGAAAAGGAUCAAGUUUUUGGCUCAGGGAUCUUUCUUGGUGGCCUGUAAAUAAACAUCCAUCACCUCAGAGGACGACAUGGAAAGAACCAGAAUCAGCACAAAAAGGCUCUUGUUUAAGAGGCUUUUAAGACAAAUUUAGGGGCAAAUCAUUGAAGAAGUUUCUAGCUCUCAGCAGGUAGGUCAUAGGCAGUAUUAAAUAAUGGAUGCAAAGUCAUUGCCUUCAAGCAUGUUAUUUGGGAAUGAGAAUAGGUUUAGUUUAUGUUGUAUGUCAUUGGUACUGUUGUACAGGAGAGACUUCAUAUAGAAACAAGAACUCAAAAAAAAAAAAAAAAUCAGAAGGGCACCUAGUUUCGUAGUAAACUCUGUGUGAUUUUGUAGCCAACUUUUUUGUCAAAAGAUGAGACUUCUUUCUGGGAA